CUACGUCAACGAUUGGUUGUAGCUAAGUCCCGGCCGUGAGCAGGGGUGCUGUCAGUGGAGGUAGUGUUGAAACAAUCACAGCUUUACAGCCCGUAGUUCCCAGAGGGUGCCAUGGCAACCUUCCAGGAGUUCAUUCAGCAGAAUGAGGAUAGAGAUGGCGUACGUUUCAGCUGGAAUGUGUGGCCUUCCAGCCGACUGGAGGCCACGCGAAUGGUGGUCCCUGUUGCAUCUCUCUUCACGCCUCUGAAAGAACGGCCAGACCUCCCCCCAAUCCAGUACGAGCCGGUGCUGUGUAGUCGAGCUACUUGCCGUGCUGUUCUCAAUCCACUGUGCCAAGUGGAUUAUAGAGCUAAACUAUGGGCUUGCAACUUCUGUUAUCAAAGAAACCAGUUUCCACCCACAUACGCUGGAAUAUCUGAAGUCAACCAACCAGCAGAGCUGCUUCCACAGUUCUCCACUAUAGAAUAUGUCGUUCAGAGGGGUCCCCAGAUGCCACUGAACUUUUUGUACGUGGUGGACACCUGUAUGGAGGAUGAGGAUCUCCAGGCUCUGAAGGAGUCUCUGCAGAUGUCUCUGAGUUUGCUGCCCCCCACUGCCCUGGUGGGCCUCAUCACCUUCGGACGCAUGAUCCAGGUCCAUGAGCUGGGGUGUGAGGGCAUCUCCAAAAGCUAUGUCUUCAGAGGAACUAAAGACCUUAGCGCCAAACAGCUGCAGGAAAUGCUUGGGUUAGCCAAGCCGGCUGCUGCACAGCAAGGGCGGGGCCCACAGGGGCCACAGGCUGCCCCGUCUAACAGGUUCCUGCAGCCAGUGCAAAAGAUUGACAUGAACCUCACAGAUCUUCUCGGGGAACUGCAGAGAGACCCCUGGCCUGUCACGCAGGGCAAAAGACCCCUGCGCUCAUUAGGAGUGGCCUUGUCUAUCGCCGUAGGCCUGCUGGAAUGCACGUUCCCCAACACAGGAGCUCGUAUCAUGACGUUCAUUGGUGGGCCAGCCACACAGGGCCCAGGCAUGGUAGUGGGAGAUGAGCUGAAGACCCCUAUCCGCUCUUGGCACGACAUUGAGAAAGACAAUGCCAAAUUCAUGAAGAAAGCUACCAAACACUACGAGGCUCUGGCAAACCGUGCUGCCGCCAAUGGCCACAUCAUCGACAUCUAUGCCUGUGCCCUGGACCAGACUGGACUUCUGGAGAUGAAGUGUUGCACUAAUUACACUGGAGGCUACAUGGUGAUGGCAGACUCAUUUAACACGUCGCUGUUCAAGCAAACCUUCCAGAGAGUCUUCACCAAGGAUGUGCAAGGAGCCUUCAAGAUGGCUUUUGCUGGCACUCUUGAGAUUAAGACUUCAAGAGAGAUCAAGAUUUCAGGAGCUAUUGGUCCAUGCGUGUCCCUGAACGCCAAAGGCCCUUGUGUGUCGGAAAACGAAAUAGGAACUGGGGGCACCUGCCAAUGGAAAAUCUGUGGGCUCGAUCCUAACACUACACUUGCCAUCUACUUUGAAGUUGUGAACCAGCAUAAUGCCCCCAUUCCACAGGGGGGUCGCGGGGCCAUCCAGUACGUCACCCAGUACCAGCACUCCAGCGGGCAGAGACGCAUCCGUGUCACCACUAUCGCCAGAAACUGGGCCGAUGCUCAGACCCAGAUCCAGAGCAUCGCAGCCUCGUUCGACCAGGAGGCGGCCGCCAUCCUCAUGGCCCGGCUGGCCGUGUACCGGGCCGAGUCCGAGGAAGGCCCGGAUGUCCUGCGUUGGCUGGACAGACAACUCAUUCGCCUGUGUCAGAAGUUUGGAGAUUACCACAAAGAUGAUCCCAACUCUUUCCGUUUCUCUGAGACAUUCUCCCUUUAUCCCCAGUUCAUGUUCCACCUGAGAAGAUCUCCGUUCCUGCAAGUGUUUAACAACAGCCCAGAUGAGAGCUCCUACUACAGACACCAGUUUAUGAGGCAGGAUCUAACUCAGUCUCUCAUUAUGAUUCAGCCCAUUCUGUAUGCCUACUCUUUCAACGGCCCACCGGAGCCUGUGUUACUGGACAGCAGCAGCAUCCUUCCCGACCGGAUCCUGCUGAUGGACACCUUUUUCCAGAUCCUCAUUUACCACGGCGAGACGGUGGCUCAGUGGAGGAAAGCUGGCUAUCAGGACAUGCCUGAGUAUGAGAACUUUCGCCACCUGCUGCAGGCACCCGUGGAUGAUGCCCAGGAGAUCCUCCACACCCGUUUCCCAAUGCCACGCUACAUCGACACUGAGCACGGUGGCAGCCAGGCUCGCUUUUUGCUCUCAAAAGUCAACCCCUCGCAGACCCACAACAACAUGUAUGCCUGGGGACAGGAGUCUGGAGCACCUAUUUUGACUGACGACGUGAGCCUUCAGGUCUUUAUGGAUCAUCUAAAGAAGCUGGCAGUGUCCAGUGCUGCCUAAGAAUCUGAGCUAACCUCCCAGCUCAGCACUUCCAUUUCACCUCACAUCAAACCACCUUAGACAACAAGAUUCCACAUAAUUACUUCCAAACGAAUUAACGCCGAAACAUGUUCCAUGUCCCCCCCUCUCUCUGUCAUUACAUUGUAUGUCCGUUAAGCCCUUUAUACAGAUAAACAUCUUUUUUUUUUGUCAUGUCGAUUGUGCUGAGUAACUGCUCAGUCUGUAGUAAUGAUCAGUGAAACAUCAGCAGUCAGUCUGUGCAUUAUAAUAGAGGUUUAUAUGACAGUGGCUUCUCCUCUACAGAAGUGUUGUAUAUCCAUCAGUACAGAUCAUGCGUUCCUGUUAGAUUCAAGCCCAAACCUUUCGUUAACAGCACAGUUGGCAGUAGGUGUUUUUCUUUUUUUUUUUCUUUUGAGAGAGAGAGAGGGAGCAUUUUUUUGGGG
Molecule: messenger RNA, 2852 nt
Organism: Chanos chanos (milkfish)
Lineage: Eukaryota; Metazoa; Chordata; Actinopteri; Gonorynchiformes; Chanidae
Gene: sec23a
Product: Sec23 homolog A, coat complex II component
Exons: 20
Coding region: 112-2409 (765 amino acids)
Biological process (GO): COPII-coated vesicle cargo loading; COPII-coated vesicle budding; intracellular protein transport
Cellular component (GO): COPII vesicle coat; endoplasmic reticulum exit site
Molecular function (GO): zinc ion binding; GTPase activator activity
Source: RefSeq, a predicted model, not a curated record